Messenger RNA from Prorocentrum cordatum, 1467 nucleotides. The record is from the annotation of a GenBank genome assembly. Lineage: Eukaryota; Dinophyceae; Prorocentrales; Prorocentraceae.
CCGGGGAGUUUGCUCAAUUGCAGCGGCAUUUGUGAUCCCAUCUCGAUUGCCCCGUCGCGUACCAUGGACCGCACUCCGGCGUGGAUGCUGAAGCGUCGGGCCGACGCCGAGGAGCCCGACAGCCAGGCCAGCGGGGCCAAAAAGCCAGGGCAGAGCAGCUGAUCGAGGAGGCUUCGAAGGAGUCGGGGGGCAAGGGCGGCGCCGCGCUCCUGAAGGCCUUGGUGCUGGUGCUCACCCGCCUGUCGCUGUCGAGCGCGGCCGAGCUGCGCGACGUCUGUGGGGUCGUGUUCUUGACGUGGCUCGUCGACGCCAGCAAUCCCGCGAUGAAAGCCGCCCGCGUCGCGGGCCGCACGCACCACGAGCAGGCGCAGCUGAAGAAGACCGAGGGGGAGGAGGCCAGUGCGGACCUCGGUCCGCCGUUCGUCCAUGUGUGGGCGGCGCUCGUGCACGGCAUGGGGACCGAUCCGAAGUGCCCGCCGCGCGCCCGGGAGAUCUUCGAGCAGUGCUGGCAGGAGAAGAUCUGCGCGAGGGAGCUCCAGCAGGUGGCGGAGGAGAUCCGGGCGUGCCGGGUGCGCCCGACGCGCAAGGGCGAGGGCAAGCCGGACAAGGUGCGGGUCACGCUGUCUGUCGAUCGCGGCCACGAUGGUCUCGAGCGAGCGGUGAUCCAGUACAUGCAGGCCGUGGGGGCGGUCCGCAAGAUCGGCCCGGCGCCUCGCGGUGCCUUGGAGCGCGACGCCGCGAAAUUCUUGGCGAAACUCGAGGGGAAGUGAGUCCCUUGGUGAGUAGUUCCCGCCCCGUUCCCUCCUCCCCUCCUCCCCUGCCUCAGUCGAGAGGCCGCCAACGUGCUCCGGAGAAGCGUUUCCGGAGCACGUUGGACGAUUCUCGACUGCCUCCUCCUCCUUCCCCUGCGUUCCGCGGCAGCGCCCGCUUUCUGGAGUUGCAGGCGCGCGGUUUCUUCGAUGCCCCUGGGAGGGGGCAGGUGCAGCCCGAGGAACCGCAGAAUGUGACCCUGGAAGUUUUGGAUGACCCUGCCCGGUAUGAAAUCCUUGGGAUCGCCCAGGAUCGGGGCCGAGUUUUUGUGCAGCAGCCCCGCGCCAAGCCAAGUGGCCGUGGCCGGGGUAGAGGUGGAGGUAAGGCUCCGCCUAGGACGUCGAGUGUGUAGUUCUCUUCUGUGGGAGAGUCUGGACGGGGGUAGGAGCAAUGCCGUGGAGCACCCCAAGCGGUACACCCCGCUUGUGGGGCGGCUCUUGGUUUGUGCGCAUCCCGCCAACAGGGCGACUUGACCGACAGCGCGCCUUUGAAGGCCACCCAGAUCCUGUUUUUGAGUGUCCUGAUGCCCGACGCGGGUCUGCGCUCGCAGAGGGCCUCGGAUUGCAGUGGACACAGGGUCCCAGGUCGUUCUCGCGCUCGCACCCGGGCACGGCCUUGUUGCUAGCGACCCCCGCAUCCGCAUCCGAUGGCGCCGCC